AUGGAAGCUGCUCGUUUGGAACGCGAACUUCAAGAAGCUAGUAUUGCCACAGGCUUGCCUGUCGACGUUACCCAAGUGAGACAAAGAGAGGUAGAUUGGCUCUCUGGACAAGAGGAUGAGAAUGCUUUAACAGAAACUAAAGUAUCCGAAGAUAAAGUGACUGAAAAUGGAAAACAAGAGUCAAAGGACAACCAUGUUGGAUACCAUGCCUCUUUAGCAAGUGAGAGUGAGGUGCAAAUAGAUAUUGAUCCGGACUAUUCUAUGGAAAGAGAAGUUGAUGCGAGACAAGAGGAGGAGGAACUUGAAGAGAAACUGAGUGAAUGUGCUGGAGAUUAUAAUGAAGAAUGGAAAUCGAAAGAAGGCCUUGGUACCAGCAAUGCUUACAUUUUUAAUAAAGGCAUUAGAACGAAGGAGGAAAACAGAAUAAAUGAAGACAAAGUGGGACAGCAGAAUCAAGAGCUUAACUUUCAGGAUGACUUAAAAAAAUGUAUUAUUGUCGAGGGGGAAGAAGAAAUUAGCAAGCUGGAUAGCUCCACAACAAACAUUCAGGAAAACUGUGUUGAUGGGCCCGCCCAGUGGUUAGAUGAGGCGUACAAUACUAAUAAACGAAACAGCAUGAAAUCUUGUGGUGAUGCGAUAACAGAAAAGAAUGGACGAACGCUUUUAGGGCUAGGUGACAAAUUGGGGCAACUCGAUACUUGCAUUGCUGAAACUGAGUCUUUGGAAAUUCGCUCAUCAAGUGAUCAGGAAGAAUCAUACAAAAGCGAUCCCUAUCAGACCAAUGCUGAUAAGGUUGGAGUCUGGCAGUUAACCAACCCCAGGGAAAUAGUAAAAAGGCCUUGGUUUUGUAUUUAA
Molecule: messenger RNA, 855 nt
Organism: Protopolystoma xenopodis
Lineage: Eukaryota; Metazoa; Platyhelminthes; Monogenea; Polystomatidea; Polystomatidae
Source: the annotation of a GenBank genome assembly